Striga asiatica is the source of this 2445-nucleotide messenger RNA. Lineage: Eukaryota; Viridiplantae; Streptophyta; Magnoliopsida; Lamiales; Orobanchaceae. The record is from the annotation of a GenBank genome assembly.
CGUUACUUCAAAAGUAUCUGUGGAUUUUGACGGUCCAAACGCCGGUUUCAAUAUUUCCUUCCUCUCUUUCUCUCUCACACACACACGCAAUUUUCUUUUAUCAGGUUGGUUGGCUUUGGACCUUUGGGUCUAUAAAUUAAAGCUCCACCACAAUGAGCCCUUUUUUCCCUCUCUUCUCCAUUCGCACCCUCAUUACUCUCCCGGCAAACUCGCCGGCCGCUGCUCUCGCCGGAAUAUUUCCCUUAUCCCUGUUCUUGCACACACAUUAUAAAGAUUGAAAAUUGAAAAACCGAUCAUGGAUGGCAUUUAUAAGGUUGUUCUCGAUGGCCCAAAAGAGUUUGGGCUCAAAAACGUGAGCUCCCACCAGUCAAUAUCCGAGAUGGACGAUUAUGACCUCUCGAAGCUGCUCGAUAAGCCGAGACUGAACAUCGAGCGGAAGAGAUCGUUCGACGAGAGGUCACUUAGUGAGUUGUCGAUUGGUAUAUCGAGAGGCUUGGAAUAUUACGAAAGUUCGUAUUCACCUGGAAGGUCAGUACUCGACACACCAGCUUCGUCUGCCAGGAACUCUUUCGAGCCGCAUCCAAUGGUUGCAGAUGCUUGGGAGUCCCUCCGAAGAUCUCUGGUGCACUUCCGUGGCCAGCCGGUUGGGACUAUAGCGGCCUAUGAUCAUGCAUCAGAAGAGGUUUUGAAUUAUGAUCAGGUUUUCGUUCGUGAUUUUGUCCCGAGUGCUCUAGCUUUCCUUAUGAACGGCGAGCCGGACAUUGUGAAGAACUUCCUUCUGAAAACCCUUCAGCUUCAAGGGUGGGAAAAAAGAGUAGACAGAUUUAAGCUGGGUGAGGGGGUCAUGCCAGCUAGCUUCAAAGUGCUUCACGAUCCAGUUCGAAAAACAGAUACGAUUGUGGCUGAUUUUGGGGAGAGCGCAAUCGGACGUGUGGCCCCAGUUGACUCUGGCUUCUGGUGGAUUAUUCUUUUACGUGCGUACACAAAGUCAACCGGAGACCAUUCUCUGGCCGAGACGCCCGAGUGUCAGAAAGGGAUGAGGCUUAUCUUGGCUUUGUGUCUUUCAGAAGGCUUCGACACUUUCCCUACUUUGUUGUGUGCUGAUGGUUGCUCGAUGAUUGAUCGUAGGAUGGGCAUAUACGGGUACCCGAUCGAGAUCCAAGCCCUCUUCUUCAUGGCCCUCCGUUCAGCACUGUCCAUGCUAAAGCACGACACAGAAGGCAAAGAGUUCAUCGAGAGAAUCGUGAAGCGGCUUCACGCUCUAAGCUACCACAUGCGCAGCUACUUCUGGCUCGAUUUCCAGCAGUUGAACGAUAUCUACCGCUACAAAACAGAGGAAUAUUCCCACACGGCAGUCAACAAAUUCAACGUAAUCCCAGAUUCCAUACCCGAGUGGCUCUUUGACUUCAUGCCCACAAAAGGCGGUUACUUUAUUGGCAAUGUAAGCCCGGCCCGCAUGGAUUUUCGGUGGUUUGCUUUGGGAAAUUGUGUUGCUAUUUUGUCUUCCUUAGCCACACCUGAUCAGGCCUCGGCUAUUAUGGACCUUAUUGAGGAGAGAUGGGAAGAGUUAGUAGGGGAAAUGCCUUUGAAGAUUUGUUAUCCGGCAAUCGAGAGCCACGAGUGGCGAAUCGUGACUGGCUGUGACCCGAAGAACACGAGGUGGAGUUAUCACAAUGGGGGUUCUUGGCCAGUGCUUUUAUGGUUGCUAACAGCCGCAUGCAUCAAGACCGGACGCCCUCAAAUAGCAAGAAAGGCGAUUGACCUUGCUGAAAGCCGUCUACUGAAGGACAGCUGGCCCGAAUACUAUGAUGGAAAAUUAGGAAGAUUCAUAGGUAAGCAAGCUAGAAAAUACCAGACAUGGUCUAUUGCUGGUUAUCUUGUUGCGAAAAUGAUGUUAGAAGACCCGUCACACUUGGGAAUGAUUUCCCUUGAAGAGGACAAACAGAUGAAGCCUGUUAUCAAGAGAUCCUCCUCGUGGACUUGUUGAGGAGUUACAAGUAAAAGUCGAGAGCUUCAAAAUAGGUUAAAAAAAAAAAGAAGUAUAAUCCCUUUAGGAGGAGAGUAAGGCGAGACAAUAUUAUUUUUUACAUUAAAGAACAACGCGACUUCAUUCUUUUGGCGGAUUCUACGCUCAUUCUUGUGUACAUUAGUGUGUCUAGCAAGACUAUCCAUCUUUUUUCUUUUUCUUUUUUUUAUCCUUUUUCUUUUUUUUUUUGCUAUUCUUAGAAUAAGAAUGAAGCUUGUGAUGUUUUGUUCUUGAUUCUUGAAAGGUAACUUUUGUGGUUUGAAUGAAGCUUUUGUUUGUUUCCUACUUAGAGGUGGUCAAACUCAGAGUGCUAAAGAGAGAGAUGACAUAUGCAGGCAGGCUAUGUAAUUUAUGCAUUUUGAUGAGAGAUCUUAUUGCGAGGAAUACAUAUGUCUAGAAUAUAUGCCUCAAUUCAAAAU